Patiria miniata (bat star) is the source of this 2582-nucleotide messenger RNA. Its product is annotated as acyl carrier protein, mitochondrial-like. Gene Ontology annotation, molecular function: acyl carrier activity; acyl binding. The transcript has 5 exons. The coding region runs from base 27 to 512 and encodes 161 amino acids. Gene Ontology annotation, cellular component: mitochondrion. Lineage: Eukaryota; Metazoa; Echinodermata; Asteroidea; Valvatida; Asterinidae. The record is from RefSeq and is a predicted model, not a curated record. Gene Ontology annotation, biological process: fatty acid biosynthetic process.
GGGAUAUCUAACUUUUACAAAUCAAAAUGGCUGCCAUCGGUCGUGUGUCUGCUUUGGCGAACCUGCGAAGUUUUGCUCAAUUGCAUAAUUUCAGGAGUACAGUUUGCAGAGUGGCGGCAUCGUCAGUUUUGAAGAACGGAUGCUGUUCAGCACAAAUAGUCCGGAGUAGACAUUUCUCAUGUUUUAAAGGUGUUUCAGAGAUCCAAGUAUUUAGGCCAAGCGCAAUCCAAGGUGUCCGCCAUUAUGCCGAGCUACCCGACCUAACGUUUUCACAGAUUGAGGAGCGAGUCUUGGGAGUGCUGAAGCUUUUUGACAAAGUCAGUCCAGACAAGCUCUCCGUGGAAUGUCAUUUCCUCAACGAUCUGGGUCUAGACAGUCUAGAUGUUGUUGAAAUCAUCAUGGCGGUCGAGGAUGAAUUCGCCCUGGAGAUUCCAGACAACCAUGCAGAGAAGUUGUUCACGCCCAAAGACCUGGUAGAAUAUAUAGCAGACAAGACGGAAACGUUUGAAUAACCCUCAUAGAUUUUCAAGAAUUAAAAAAAAGUUGCAUUGCUGUUGUGUGGGAGAACCCGGGUAGAGAAGAAGCAAGGAACAUAGAGAUUGACAGGAAGAAAUGACGGCCUAGCCACGCCCACCAUGAUCCCUCCUCUUCUUUCGAAUAACAAACAUUUAUCAGAAAUGAUGUUAACAGUUGCACUAUUGACACCGGACCAAUAGACCUUAUGCGUUACAGGUGUCUCUGAGGCAAUCCUUUGGUAUUUCAAUUAAGUAACAAUGAGUACACAAAAGGUGUACUCUUGCCUAUCCACGCAAUACAAAACCAUGGCCCUCUAACUCCGCCCUAAUGCAUAAGGUCUAUGGCAUCGGGCUGCCCAACAAAUUUGAUAAACAUUGAAAUGCACUGCAGUCUAUUUUGCAGUGGCUAGUGUCUGUGUUGUGGUUGAGUCCAUCACAAGGCCAUCACCAAAUCAGGGCCCAAUUUCACGGCUCUGCUUACCACAGAAUUCCGCGCUUACGAUCACCAUUAUGUGCUAACCGCGCUAGCAGAAAAAAAUCCGCGCUUACCCUGUAAGCACGGAAUCCUCAGUUACUGUAUGUACGCAUGCGCAGAAGCCGAAAUUCCUCGCUAAUCCGUAAACAUACACUUACAGUAAGCACAUCAUUUUCUGCUACGGUAAGCAGGGAUUUUUCGCUAAGAGUAACGGUAGGCAGAGCCAAGAAAUUGAACCUCGGUCACCAAGCCACAUGGAGCAAACAAUAACUAGAGCAGUACCUUUGUCACCGUUUAUUUGAACAGCUUGCAACUUGACUUGAAACUGGAUUAUUUGUGAUGGACUCGUGAGGACUUACUCAAAUACUACUUGAACGAUCUGCCAUUAUCUACUACAGUGUAGCUCUUUGAAAAUGGCCCCGUUUCAGGAAGUGUGAGCCCAGGCAAAGACUAUUGUCAUUUGUCACAGAGACAUGAUACAUGUACUUGUAAACCGAUCCAAAGUUCAUUACUUUCCUUCCUAGAUUUGUACCGGUUAUUUUUAGCUACACAUUGAUACACGGAUGUACAUGUACAUGGUUUAUGAAGUUUUGACAUUUGUAAAUCAUGUUUGAGUUGGUUUUGUUGUCAAACAAUCUAAUCUGUGUAUUGAGAAACAUCACAUCACAUCCUUGUUUUGAUUAAGGAUAAGAACUGUGGUUAGGUUACCGUCUCAACUUUAAAACCCAAAAUGUGCUGUUUGGUCGUAAAGCCUGUAUGUUUUUUUUCCGAACUGCAUUUAAAAUGUAACAUUUUGUAGGAUUGUUAAACCUUAACUCCAUAUGGUUUGUGAAAAGACACGAGGGUUUAUCUAAGGGUUUAUCUACAGUAAUAGGCCUGAGACCUCAUGGCAUCAGGCUUUGUCUCAGUUGUGCGUUUUAAAAAGUAAUGUCACAUGGUCCAUUGAUAGACUUCAAAACAGGUUAACAAAACUGUAACAUGUGGCUAAUUUUUGUUCAUAGAUGCUGGCUGACCGUUUUCAAAAGAUCACAGUUUUGGAGUACCCUUUCGAACACAAGUUUUCUAACUUCCGGGAAGAAAUGUAAAUAAGUUUGUAAUCAUGUUUGAUUUUAUCCCAAAACUGUUUAUGUAACCGUUUAUCUGUUUUGCAAAUUAAGAAUAGGGGAAACUGUUAAACCAAAAUUUGAAUUGAGAAGAAAAAUAGGAGAGGCAAUUUGAGUGUCUUUGCUUGUACUUGAAGUAAUACAGAUCGUAUUAGAAUCGUUUAUGGGUUUUCCAAAAACAAAAACAAUUGGUUCCAUCAGGUGCCAAUUUGGGCACAAUAUUGCUUAGAAUUGAUUUUGGCUUAGCAGAACCCCUCACAUAGCACUUGAACUUGUCACCUGUUCCGGCUUCGGUAAUUACUGUUUCUAACCAAUUUUCAGCUUUUUUGGAGCUUAACGAAAUUGGUUGCUGUAAUCAUCAACAUAUCUUAGAAUACCAAUAACAUCAUUUCCCCGUCCUUCCUUAAAAUGAUUCCCAAUAUGUGUUUAACAUACCGUAGACACGUUUUACGUUUUUCAAUUAAAGAUAAAAGAGUUAUGAACAGUUUU